AUGUUGUAGAGAUCACGCAACCGCGUGUGGUAGGUGCAGCGUCACCAUCCUCUCUCGGGCCACUGCUCCUUAGCUAAUCCAUUUGCCGGCAGCCGCUUCCUCGGCGUCUCUUCCUCCCAUAUAAGCAAAUCUCACGUCCACAAUCCUCGCAUGCAAUAUCGGAGCGACAAGAGAAGCUUCGCCGAUGGAGUAGACAUGUUCAAACCGGAGCCCUCCCUCUUAGCACAAACAUGCGCCGUGGAAAGCAGCGCGUAGGCGAGUGACGGUGAUGCUUUAAGAGUUGAGAUCGCGUAGAUGCUGCCAGCUAGCUAAAUGGCCCAAUUGAGGAGGAGGUCAGUGCCACCUUGACUUUUCUUGUGCUACGUUCCUUUACCAAUCUCUGUGUAUCAGAUACGACAGCCUAAUACGACAUCCGCUCAGCCGAGAACAGCUACCGUCCUUCCCCUAAAGAAAAAUGUCACCUUCUCCUCGAUGAACGUUACCACACUAAAGACCUUUACAAUGAACAUUGUAAUGAUUGGAUUAAGAUCGGAUACCGCCCUCCUGUGUCUUGAAGGCUUGUUCUACACCCACUCUUAUUGUGGUCUGAGGGCAUUGACUCGGCUCUGUUCGACAGAAUCCAAUCUGAUCGAUCGAAGGAAAGGAGCGAGCUUUGCUGCGGAUCUACUGAUGCUUUUGAGCCCCAAAGGUGCCAUCUUUUUCCUCUUGUUUUCCGGUUAAAUCCCCCUCUCGUCGUUCGAUUCCGUUUGGUCGAACGCCUCUUUUGGAGUUCCGGUCAAUUGCUGCGGAUCUACUGAUGCUUUUGAGCCCCAAAGGAAUUGGUCGGAUUGUGGCUUCUCUUCUCUGUUGUUGCUUUUUGUUUGCGGGUGGAAGAUUAGGGUUCCCCGCUUCACCUGUCCGCCUCAUCUUCUUUCUCGGAGAUCGUAGCCCGAGAUCGAACCUUUUUACCUUCAUCGCCUGAGUCACGGUGCGCUUUGACGUUUGAUUCCGAGAACGAAUGUGUUCGCGGUUGAAGUCGGAUCAGUUGGGGUUGAUCAGGGCGUCGUGGUUCCAAGAUUAGAUUUUGCUGUUCCUUGUGUUGUCGCUGGUCAAUCGGUUCUCCUUGUCGGAGAAGUUGUGUAUCUCGUCAUCUUCCUCUGGUGUUCUCGAGGAAUAUUACCAACAAACCACCCCAUCUUGGUUACCUUUGCUUCGUUAUGGCCAUUAGGGAAAUCGAAGCGAGACUCAUCGUCUUCAUGAUGGUUGCGAUUCGAUGCGUCCACUGUGUAUUUACCCCUGCAGACAAUUACCUGAUCGACUGUGGGUCUCUGACCAAUACAACCAUCGGCACUAGAGUUUUCGUGGCCGACGUCUCACUUUCCUCGACCUUGACACCCCCCUCAAACAACUUAGCCAAUACUUCACAGAACUCGGUCCCUACUUCCUACGGCACGGCGCUCUUCCGGAACGCCCGGGUCUUCAGGGAACGCUCCUCCUACUCUUUCCAAAUCAAGGCGCACGGCAGGCACUUCGUUCGCCUGUACUUCUUCCCCUUCGUGUCCGGAGGCUACAACCUCAGUGCAGCAACCUUCGGCGUGUCGAUCCAAGAUGUUGUCCUUCUCAACAAAUUCCAGCCUCGGGCGAAUGCAACGGUCGUCAAGGAAUUCUCAUUGAACAUAACCAGCGACACUCUUAUCCUUACAUUUGCACCAUCGGCAAACACUUCCCUUGCCUUUGUGAAUGCCAUUGAAGUUGUUUCGGUUCCUGAUAAUCUAAUCAAUGAUACUGCAAAGAUCGUUGAUCCUCAAGGCAAGUACCAUGGUUUAUCAGGCCAGGCAUUGGAGACGAUUUACCGGAUCAACAUGGGGGGGCCUCAGGUCCUUCCAGGCGACGAUACGCUGUGGAGAACCUGGGAAAAUGAUCAGAAAUUUCUGCUCACUCCUGGUCUAUCCCAGUCAUCUAAUUUCACCGGAAAAAUCAAUUAUAUGGAUGGAGCUACCGAGGAGAUUGCCCCUCAAGUCGUGUAUGCCACGGUUGUAGAGUUGUCUAAAGAUGCCCAAAACACUAUCGGUGCCAAUGUUAACCUGACAUGGCAGUUCAGUGUGGAUGCUAACUCGGUCUACUUGACAAGGUUUCAUUUUUGUGACAUAGUCAGUAAAUCGGCUAUUGAUUUGUUGUUUAAUGUUUAUAUCAAUGCAUGGCUUGCUUCUGAAGUUGAUCUCGGUCAAAUCACAUUUAACAGUUUGGCUACAGCUGUUUUUAUGGAUUUUGUUCUAAAGGCUGAUGAUGCCUCUGGUAAGCUUAGUGUUAGUAUCAAUCCUUCACCCAUAAUCAAUGGUUUACCAAAUGCCAUUCUCAAUGGCCUUGAGAUAAUGAAGAUAAAUGGCUCUGCUGGUCUGGCAGUUGCUGUCAUACCACCUGGUUCAAAUAAAAAUUUUGGCUUCAUACUGGGCUCAAUCCUUGGAGCAGUUGCGGUGGCUGUCGUUGCUAUUAUUCUUUGCGUGGUUCUUAGGAAAAGGAAGCUCGCAAAACAGAGUUCCAAAACUUGGGUGCCUUUCUCCAUCGAUGGCUUGACUUCUCACAGCACGGUAAGUCAGACUUCCAAUGAAACUGCUUUUAAAAUUGGGCAGAAUGGAGACCUUGGUUAUCGUUUCUCUUUCAUGGUGCUGCAAGAAGCAACAAACAACUUUGAUGAGAAUUGGGUGAUUGGGGUUGGAGGUUUCGGGAAGGUCUACAAGGGAGUGCUAAGAGAUGAAACAAAAGUGGCAGUGAAGAGGGGUAAUCCAAAAUCUCAACAAGGUCUCAAUGAGUUCCGCACCGAAAUUGAACUUCUGUCACGCCUGCGCCACCGCCACCUGGUUUCUCUUAUCGGGUACUGUGAUGAGAAGAAUGAGAUGAUUCUUGUUUACGAGUACAUGGAAAAGGGCACUCUUAAGAGCCAUCUAUAUGGUUCAGAUCUUCCUCCUCUUGUUUGGAAGCAGAGAUUGGAAAUUUGUAUUGGAUCAGCCAGAGGAUUGCACUACCUUCAUACCGGUCAAGCCAAGGCUAUCAUCCACCGUGAUGUUAAAUCUGCAAAUAUUCUACUUGAUGAGAAUCUCUUGGCAAAGGUUGCUGAUUUUGGGCUCUCGAAGACUGGGCCUGAGUUGGAUCAGACCCAUGUCAGCACCGCCGUAAAGGGGAGUUUCGGAUAUCUUGAUCCUGAGUACUUCCGGAGGCAACGGUUGACAGAGAAAUCUGAUGUGUAUUCAUUUGGAGUGGUUUUGCUUGAAGUGCUUUGUGCGAGGCCGGUCAUUGAUCCCACCCUACCAAGAGAGAUGGUGAAUUUAGCAGAGUGGGGAAUGAAGUGGCAAAAGAGGGGUGAGUUGGAGCAGAUUGUUGAUACUCGGAUUGCAGGAUCCGUUAGGCCUGAAUCUCUAAGGAAAUUUGGGGAGACGAUCGAGAAAUGCCUGGCAGACUCGGGUGUGGAGCGCCCCUCGAUGGGAGAUGUUCUUUGGAACUUGGAGUAUGUGCUACAUCUACAAGACGCAGAUCCUAGUGUUUCUGAGAUCGAUAGUAUCAAUCGCAUUACUGAACUUUCACCGCAGGUUCAAAACAUCAACACCAUCUUUGAGAGUGCCCCUGCGGAGGAAGCUGGUACGUCAGUGCAUAAUGAUCUUACAGACGUCUCCAUGAGUAAGGUUUUCUCACAGUUGAUCAAGUCAGAGGGUCGGUAAGUUAAUUGUAAUAUGAUACAUUACCGUUUGAGGCAUAGAACCGAAAGAGUUGAUUGUUUAAUAUGUUUCUAUAUUGCUGUAUACGACGAGGGUUCAAUCUUUUCUCUUUGUUCUUUAUUCGAUCGGUCAUAUCUGCAUAAACAGGCUAUUCGGCAAUGUAAUUACACUGGAUUUGUCA
Messenger RNA from Musa acuminata AAA Group (dessert banana), 3870 nucleotides. Its product is annotated as receptor-like protein kinase HERK 1. Gene Ontology annotation, molecular function: transmembrane receptor protein tyrosine kinase activity; ATP binding. Lineage: Eukaryota; Viridiplantae; Streptophyta; Magnoliopsida; Zingiberales; Musaceae. The coding region runs from base 1197 to 3692 and encodes 831 amino acids. The transcript has 2 exons. Gene Ontology annotation, biological process: protein autophosphorylation. Gene Ontology annotation, cellular component: plasma membrane; plasmodesma. The record is from RefSeq and is a predicted model, not a curated record.